GGGGUUGGGGGGGGGUCAACAGCCUGUAUGCACUCCCUUCCCUUUACCCCGUCCUCCCCUCCUGUCCCUGACAGAGACAGACCAGUCAGACUGGUACAGAGCAGACAUGGCCGAGGAGCAAACAGGGGACAAGCUGGAGCCGCAGGAUCUGGAAUUCCAGGAUCAUGGUGGUCACAUCCCCAAGAGGCAUGCCAGGGUUACCGUCAAAUACAACAGGAAGGAGCUGCAGAGGAGGCUGGAUGUGGAGAAGUGGAUUGAUGAAAGCCUGGACAGACUGUACAAGGGUCAGGAGGGCAACAUGCCGGAGGAGUUAAACAUCGACGAGUUGAUUGAUUUGCCGAAUGACGAGAUGAGGGUGAAAAAGUUACAGGAAGUUCUUCAAAACUGCAACAACAACACAGAGGCCUUCAUUCAAGAGCUGUUGACAAGACUGGAGGGCGUCCACAAGCAGGACGAGCUACAGACUGAAGGCGUUGAACAUCCUACCAUCACUCACAGCCACUACCGUCACGAUCCGUACCACUUCAACAACCCUCAUCACCAUCAUUUUCACCACACCCGACACCAAAACCAGACCCUCUGACUGCACACGCAGGCCACAUCACGUCAGGUCAUUUUCAUACGGGUCUGUGGGCUUGGUGAGGUAGAUCAGUUUUCCAUGUAUGUCACAGGUGUCAUGUACAAGCCUUGCUGAUAACCACCUGUCGGCGGUCCAUAUAAAGACACAGCUCACAGUUUGUUGUUUGGUGAGGUUUUCGACAAAGGUCAUCACAUUGGUCAACACAGACUUGACCUCUUGGUGAAGCCACAGCUGUCUGUUUGUGGUCCAUAACUCAAGACACCUUAUAUUGAACAGAGACAGUAUUAUCAGCCAUGUAAUGUAAAUGUAUAUAUUUUACCAGCAUUUUACUGUCUUGUAGCCAUUUUCUGUGUUGGGGAAACCAAACGUGGCUGUUUCACGUGUAACAUCCUGAAUAUGGACGACCUUCUGUUGACCCUGUGUUAGAAUGUACAGGUUAGUUUUAGUGAGCGGCUCGUUCUUCUGGUCCUACAUUAGAAGCCUGUCUAAUCCACAUGUAUAAUUAUAAAUAGAUGCCACAUUCAUCUAACCUCCACAUCAGGCCAUACCUAUCUAAACAACAUUUAGUUUGUUGGUCUGUGUUUAAUAGCUGAAGACGUUUUUGCCAGUAUUGUCUGGGUUAGAUGUGGCCCACAUUCAGGUGUGCAAAUAAAAUCAGUCCUUUAUUCAUCUCACAGUGGGUAAAUUCACAAACUGUCCCUAACUGUGCACCAAAACCCCAUAAUUAAUUGCUAUAUGUAGACUGUGUAACUAUUUUUAUUAUGAAUAGAUUGGUGAAUGAGCAAAGUCUGUAGAAAAUAUUGAAUGUGAUUCACUGGUUAAGUAUGGCAUAGUUGUUACGUAAAGUACCACUAUCACACAUGGACUGAAUUCACAUCUGUUUCCCUGAGUUCAUAGUUGAUAGUGUGUCAUGCAGUAAUAAAUUAUUAAUGCAACAAUUACUUUUGUCUUUGUCUCUAUGUAAAUAUCUGUAUAGGAAAUAAAUAUGAAUUGAAAACCGUGUUGACUGAAAUGCACUAUAUGAGUGCUUUAUUCAGUCGUUAAUUUUAUACCAUCACCAACAGGCUUUUAAAUAACUUGAUGGUGGCAUUGUAGGAAUUCACAACAUCUAGUUGGUCAUGUUGUAGUUUAAUUUUUCUCUGCUGUUCCUAAGAGGAACUUCCUGGUUUGAA
Messenger RNA from Cynoglossus semilaevis (tongue sole), 1752 nucleotides. RefSeq names its product protein phosphatase 1, regulatory (inhibitor) subunit 14Aa (gene ppp1r14aa). Gene Ontology annotation, biological process: regulation of phosphorylation. The record is from RefSeq and is a predicted model, not a curated record. Gene Ontology annotation, cellular component: cytoplasm. Gene Ontology annotation, molecular function: protein serine/threonine phosphatase inhibitor activity. The transcript is spliced from 4 exons. NCBI's taxonomy places the organism in Eukaryota, Metazoa, Chordata, Actinopteri, Pleuronectiformes, Cynoglossidae. Bases 107 to 583 code for a protein of 158 amino acids.